UGUGCGGUCUGAGGCCUUCAGUAUACUGACGUUCCACAGGCUGCUCCCAUUUGAAAGCAAAAAAACAAUGGGUGUGCUUGUAGAUUUUCUGCUGCUCACAGCUAAUGUUGUGGGCUACAUAAUCCAGUCCCUUGUGCGGUGGAUAAAGAGGCCCACAGAGAAAAGGGUCACCAAUGAAAUAUGUUUGAUAACAGGUACAGCCAGCGCAAAAGGACUCGGUCGACUUUUUGCUUUAGAAUUUGCUCAGAGAGGCGCGACGCUUGUCCUGUGGGAUAUAGAUGCAGAUGGGAAUGAAAAGACGGCUGUGCAGGUGAGGGAGCUGGGAGCCAGGGCUUAUGCUUAUACCUGUGAUGUGAGCCAGCGAGAGGAUGUCUACAACACAGCACAGAGAGUACGGCAGGAAGUAGGAGAUGUCACCUUCCUGAUCAAUAAUGCUGGGGUUGUUGCCGGGAAACCCAUCCUGCAGUGCUCAGAUGAACUCCUGGAAAGGACCAUGAAGACUAACUGCCAUGCUCAUUUCUGGACUGUCAAGGCUUUCAUGCCAAAAAUGAUGGAGAUGGACCACGGCCACAUUGUGACUGUAGCAGGAUGCUUGGGCCUCUUUGCAACAGCUUACGUGGAGGAUUACUGUGCCAGCAAAUUUGCAGUAGUUGGAUUCCACGAAGCUCUUAGCCACCAGCUGAAAGCCAAGCGAGCCAAUGGAGUGAAGACUACACUGGUGUGCCCCUCUCUUGUCAACACUGGCAUGUUCACUGGAUAUAGAAUCAGGCAAGAGCUGGAUGCUCUUCUUCCUUCAUUACAACCAGGUAACUGUGUGAAGACAGCGAUGAAAGGAAUACUGAGUAACCAGCCCAUAAUAUGUAUCCCCCGAGCGAUGUACUUUGCAGUCGUUUCCAAACACCUCCUUCCAUGGGAUGUUCAAGUUCUUGUUUACAAGUUUUUGGGUAUUGAUAAGUGCAUGUAUCCAUUCGUUAGACAAAGGAGAAGAGAAACAUCAUCUGAUAGCAACAGGAAGAUGAAGAGUGGUACUUGCACAAAUGUAACAGCUUCAGGAACACUUUCUUAAUCUAAACUUAGCUGGGAAAACCUGCUGAAUAAAAUCACUUCCAUGUAGAAGCGCUUAGAGGUAGCAUCUUCUAUUGAUCCAUACUUGCUCUUUUGGUCAACAUCUGAAGGCUCUCAGAAGAAAUCUGAUGACACCAAGCAUUUAUAUAAUAGCUACUACUCACUGAAAAGGACCAGAUGAAUGGUAUAAAUACAUAUGUAAGAAUCUGAUUUUUGGCUCCUUUGCUACACUUAGGCACAUUUGAUAACCCCAUCUUUUAGUCUUAUUCAUAAGAGCAGGAAAAUAUUGCCAUAAAUUAGCAAAUAUAGCCCGUGGGUUAUCCAUGUUUUUACCUACCACGCACCCACACCCGUGGGGUAUAUAUGUCCACGUCUUAUGCAAUUUGAUUUUUACUCAUAUUACAAGAUGACAAGAUCAACAUAAUAAAAUCAGCAUCUUCGAUUUAAUAAUAAUUUAAUA
Molecule: messenger RNA, 1525 nt
Organism: Pelodiscus sinensis (Chinese soft-shelled turtle)
Lineage: Eukaryota; Metazoa; Chordata; Testudines; Trionychidae
Product: retinol dehydrogenase 10-like
Cellular component (GO): lipid droplet
Molecular function (GO): oxidoreductase activity, acting on the CH-OH group of donors, NAD or NADP as acceptor
Source: RefSeq, a predicted model, not a curated record